AUGCCGCCGCUGAUACGAGAGCACGCUCCCCCCUCCUAUCACGACGUCUCCAACCACGGCCCGCGCGUCCAGCUGCCCAUCGGCGAGCUCCUCUCGCUGGCCCUCGACGGCCGCUGCGUCUACUCGGCCACCAACCCGUCGCUCGUCUACUACGAGCUCAGCGCGGCCCCCUUGCAGGCCACGUCGCUCAUCUACGUCGUGAAAAAGGUAAAGUACCGCCUCGUGCCGGGCGGCAGCGACUCGAGCGCCCGGCUGCGCGCCCGCCACGACGACAUCUACCUCUUCCGCGACGCCUACGUCAAGCUGUACGCCCCGGCGCCGCGGCGCGUCGUCAUCGACGGCCGGGCCAGCGACGCCCGCUGCUAUCGCGAGGUCAAGAUGGCGCCCGGCCUGCUGGGCUGGUCCGCGUCGUGCUCUGCGCCGGGCCACUUCUCGGCCAGGACGGGGCUGGCCGAUCGCUGGCGGCAUCAUCAGCACCACCAGGUGAUUUGGAAGGACGACAGCGGCCGCAUCGUCGCCAUGGAGGAUGCCGCCGCCGCGCCGCCGGCCGUCUCCGCGUCCGCCUCGGACACGGACAGCACCGCUGCGGGAGCCACGGCGGCCGUGCCGUGCUUGAAGCUGCUGCGCAUGCUGGACGAAAAGGACCUGGAUCUGCUGGUGACAUGCUGGACGGCUCGUCUGUGGAAGCAGGCACAGAAGUCGCUCGGCAGCCCUCCCAUGGGCCGCUCCAGAG
This is a messenger RNA of Trichoderma citrinoviride, 733 nucleotides long. RefSeq lists its product as hypothetical. The record is from RefSeq and is a predicted model, not a curated record. Lineage: Eukaryota; Fungi; Ascomycota; Sordariomycetes; Hypocreales; Hypocreaceae. The transcript has a single exon. The annotation marks the transcript as partial.